AUGCACCCCAUGGGCCCCCCAGCUGUCCUCGGCCCGCGCCCCGCGCCGCGCCGCGCCCGCCGGCCUCCGCCCGCGCGCCCUACCGAGCCGCCACGGGCCCCUGCGCCCUGCAUCCCCGCCGGACGCCCGCUGCCCUCCGCUUCGGGGUCGCGGCCGCGCGUGGCUGUGAAGAUGGCCUUCCGCAAGGCCUACUCCAUCAAGGACAAGCUGCAAGCCAUCGAGCGCGUCAAGAGCGGCGAGCGGCAGGCCAGCGUGUGCCGCGAUUUCGGUGUGCCUGGUGGCACGCUGCGUGGCUGGCUCAAGGACGAGCCCAAGCUACGCUGGUUCCUGGAGCAGCUGGGCGGCGAGGUGGGCACACAGCGCAAGAAGAUGCGGCUGGCCAACGAAGAGGAGAUCGACCGCGCUGUGUACGCCUGGUUCCUGGCGUUACGCCAGCACGGCGUGCCGCUGUCGGGGCCGCUCAUCCAGGCGCAGGCCGAGGCCUUCGCGCGCCAGAUCUACGGCCCCGAGUGCACCUUCAAGGCCAGCCACGGCUGGUUCUGGCGUUGGCAGAAGCGCCACGGCAUCUCCAGCCAACGCAUCUACGGCGAGGCCGAGCCAUCGGCGCCCGCGGCAGUCCCACCACCAGCGCCUGGCCCACCCGUCAAGGAGGAGCCUACGCUGCGGCUGCCCGGGGGCGCGGGGUCCUUCCCAACCCGACCGCCAGCCCCACUGUCCCCCGCCGAAGGAGGCUACGGCGACGAACAGAUCUACAACGCCAACGUUACUGGCCUCUACUGGAAGCUGCUCCCGGAACAGGCUGGGCCCCGGAGUCCAGGGGACCCCGGGGGAGGGGGCUGCGGCCGGCGGUGGCGGGGCGACCGGGUGACGGUGCUGCUGGCCGCCAACCUGACGGGCAGUCACAAGCUGAAGCCGCUGAUCAUUGGACAGCUGCCCGACCCCCCCAGCUUGCGCCAUCACAACCAGGACAAGUUCCCCGCCUCGUACCGUUACAGCCCCGACGCUUGGCUCAGCCGCCCUCUCUUGCGUGGUUGGUUCUUUGAGGAAUUUGUUCCUGGAGUCAAGCGCUAUUUGCGCCGCAGUUGCCUGCAACAGAAGGCCGUGCUGCUCGUGGCUCAUCCGCCCGGCCCGAGCUCGGCCACUAGGACGCCAGCCCUGGGCGAGAGCGAGGAGGCCCCCAGGAGGGCCCGACCUGAGCCCCCCGGACCCCCAGAGGAGCUGCAGACACCCGAUGGCGCUGUACGCGUGCUGUUCUUGUCGGGGAGCAGCGGUCGCACGCAGAUCCCGUCGCCCCUGGAGCAGGGCGUGGUGGCUGCCUUCAAACAGCUGUACAAGCGGGAGCUGCUGCGUCUGGCUGUAUCGUGCGCGGGUGGCUCCCCGCUGGACUUCAUGCGUAGCUUCAUGCUCAAGGACAUGCUCUACCUGGCGGGUCUCUCCUGGGACCUGGUGCAGGCGGGCAGCAUCGAGCGCUGCUGGCUCCUGGGCCUGCGGGCCGCCUUUGAGCCCCAGCCCAAGGAGACGUGUGAGGGGUCAACCCGCCAGGCAGAGGAAGCGGCGGAGCACAGCCGGGUGCUCAGCGACCUCACCCACCUGGCCGCCCUGGCCUACAAGCGCCUGGCGCCGGAGGAAGUGGCCGCGUGGCUACACCUGGAUGACGACUGGGGGCUGCCCGACUGCAGCCGUGAAGAGGCAGGUGCGCGCCCACCACCCUGGCUGGCCUCCGAAGCCCCUGGACCCCAGGCCUGUCGUCUCCAAGGCCUAGGAGUCACAGAGGAGGCAGGGGAGGGGCCUACGGUGAUGGAGCGGGGAGGAGCCCCACUUCCCACAGCCUGCGAGGCUAUUCGGGGUCUGGAAACCGCUCUGCGGUGGUUGGAGAGCCAGGAUCCUCGGGAGGUGGGGCCGCUCAAGUUGGUACAGCUGCGCUCACUCAUCAGCAUGGCUCGGAGGCUGGGAGGUGUGGAGGGGACCCUACCUGAGGCAGGGGUGUGA
Molecule: messenger RNA, 1989 nt
Organism: Chrysochloris asiatica (Cape golden mole)
Lineage: Eukaryota; Metazoa; Chordata; Mammalia; Afrosoricida; Chrysochloridae
Gene: TIGD5
Product: tigger transposable element derived 5
Exons: 1
Coding region: 1-1989 (662 amino acids)
Cellular component (GO): nucleus
Molecular function (GO): DNA binding
Source: RefSeq, a predicted model, not a curated record